UGUGGGGGAGGAGGGGGGUCGUCCUUUGCCCACCGCUCACUGAGCAGUGGGAAGAGACCGCGGCAUCUCUCGAUUUUUUAGAGGUUGUGUCCCAAGCAGUGCUUGGAGAGGCUGAACGAGGAGAUGGGACGGUCCCAAGGUCCGGGGAUGGAGGGGCUUUGGAGGGGGGAGAUGGAGAGCUAAAUAAGGGAAUUCGGGUUGAGUUUGGUGGGGUCUGUAAGACCCCGGAGGUGGAUAGAGAGGUAAAGGGGACUUUGCAGGCCAGUGACUUGUUGAAGGGUGAGGGGAAGUGAAAGCUAAGAAGCAUGUAUGAGUAGUAAAGGGCUCCAGUAGGUGAGGUGGUGAUGUCUAGGUCACUGAGUCAUUGUGGGGGUCGUGGACACAACAGUGAUUUCCAAAGUGGGGCCCUAGCCAUUGACCUUUGAAAGUUGCAAAGACUAUUAAGAUGUCACUGGUUAGUGUUGGGUGAGCCUGGUGAAAUGGAGAUAUCCUAAGGAGAACAACAGCAGGGUUGGUUAUUAUGUUCAGAGGGAAGGGCCCAGAGGCCUGUAAUAUUGUCGCUGGGGGCCUUACCUGGUGGCUCCCAAGCCUGAAGGAGGAGGCCUCAAAUCUGUCCUCCAAGGGCCCCCUGGUCUGUGAUAAAGAGGAAGGACUUAGAGCCUAAAUUCUAGUCCAGUUAGGGACGAAUAAAGUUACUGGACAAGGUAGAGAAAUAGGCAUAAGUAUCUCUUGGUGGAGAGAGACUCUAAGGUGGGAUGGAAUUGGUGCAAAGUUAGUCUUUGGUUAAGGCAAACAUGGAUUGCUCCCUGGCCGUGACUUCAGUGAUUUGGUGAUUUGGUGGCUGUAUAAAGAGAUACAUUUUGAUCAGUGAUGUGUGGUGGAUAACUAGCAUUUGAAAUAUUCAAGAAUUAAGUGUUGAUUCUUAGACCAGAGAUUUGGACUCUUGUGCACAGAGCACAAAAUGAUGAGUCCGAAGUAGCAGAUAGGAAGGAUGAGUAGUAAAAUAGUUGAGAGGUAGGGCCUGGGAGGGGCAAAAGGUUAUGGGCGGGUAACAGUCAUGUGUGAGUUUGACUCUUCAUGGAGAUUGUGCAACAUGAUUGCCCUGUUGAUUUUGGUUUUUUGUCUUGGUACUAGUGGUUCGGGAUUUUAGCAAGAGAUUAAUGCUACUGUGAAUAACGUUUUGGUCCUAAGUACAAAUGUAAGAAAGACAUGCUUACUAACUAUGGAAAAAAGACCCAAGCUAUUAAAGACAGAGAUGAGUUCAUGAAAGGACAAGUUAGUUGAUGUAAGGAUGCUUUGAAGAAUGAGGAUUCCAGUAAUAGGUGGUUUGAAUAAAAAGAGAAAAUCUAAGGCAAAGUUGGGGCUGGGGUGACAUCUCACAGUUUUGGGACCUAGGAUCUAUGAUUGAACCAUUAGAAUGCUAUUUUGUAGUAACAGUGUUGAAUGUUAGAUGAUAAUAGUUCCACAAGAUAUGGUAGGUUGGUAAGGAGGUCAUUGACUAAAAGGUGAAGGAACGAUUCCACACUGGUCUCUUCUUAGAAGGCAAGUUGUAUGUAACUUGGCUUUUGAGCUCAGGAUCCCUGACCUCGAUUUUUAGAUGACUAACAUAGGUGAAAAAGUACUUAUGCACAUUAGAAUUUGUUCUAUGGGAUAUUUGCCCCAUAGCCUUCAGAAGUGUCUGCUGCUGUGAAUCAAAAGAAAAUGCUCUCUGGCUUAUAGGGGGGAAAACGUACAGAAGUUUCACAAGCAUUAUAACCAACUAAAUUAUUUGAUCAUGGUGACUUGGGAUGGUGGUUAGAGCCAUGAACUUGGAAUCAGGAAGCUGGCUUCCCAUUGACUUCUGUGACUUUGAACCAAUCUCUCAUAUUUAUUCUCCAGUUUUCCCAUUGAUGAAGUGGGGAUCCCACUGCCCUGACCACUCAUAACACAUUGCAUUGCUUAACAAGUGAAUGCCUAUCUGUAAACUGCUUUGAACACUUCUGAGAAUGAGAGAUGAUGUAGCCCAACUUUUUUUCUCACUUCUAAAAGACUGCUCUCUCAGGAACAGACCACUUUCAGCUUUUGUAACAAUCAUGGCAGCAUAGUUGAUCAAGGAACAAAAAGGAGUACCUUAUGCAUCUGUCUUGUUCUAUCAUCUGGGUUUUGGUUUCCUACUGAUUUUUUGAAAGGUGAUACCUCUUCUCCAUUUACGAGGAAGUUAGAGUGAUGACAAUCGGAGAGUGUAAGGAGAGGUCCCCAUGGAGAGUAGGAAUGUACAUGCUGUGAAUGCUCACCUAGACUGAUGUCUGCCCUGAAUUUGUGUGAUCUUGGACAUGUUACUUGGCUUCAUGGUGCCUUAAUUUUCUUCAACUAUGAAAUAUUGUUGGUGGAAUAACUCACUUGUCCGUCUGCCUUGGUUGACUGCGCUGUUAGUCUAUAGAAACUUUAUUUGUCCCAGAGCAACUUUAUUUGUUCCUAACCUCCUAUGCCCCACAUACGCCUUUGGCAGGCUAAUGAAAUAUAGGACCUCUUUUGGGAACUGUGUUUUUAAAAUGCAUAAAAUGAAACACAUGGACUUACAAAUGACAUGGAAACAGUUAUCAAAAUGUUGAUCAGUUAUGAUAUAGUAAUACAUAUGCUUCUUUCUAACACAUUAAAUAACAAAAUGUAGCUGCAGGUCUAACCAUACUGUAAUUUUGAACUGGCGAUGAGUAAAUAUUGUGUUGAAGUGUCUGCAGCAAGUAUAAUGUGACAUGAAAAUGUCCUGUGGUUUGUCUUGGUGACAGUCACAGGGUUGCUAAUACUAUCAUGGGUCGUUACCUCCCUUCACAAUUGAAGGCAGUGCUGACUUCUGCUGAAGAGGUGAGUGAGUACAAACGAAGAUGGACGUUUCCCCCCAGUAAGUCCACAGCUGCCACCAAGUUUCUCCACAGACCCCAUGUGAGGCAGCGGGUCCCAGGUUAAGGGCUCCUGCCCUAGACCAGCUGAUUUUUGAAAAUUAAAUGAUCUUAUGGCCACUCGCAGUUAAAGCUUUGCAGUAUUUUUUUGACAUCUCCAAAUCCAAGAGCGUAAAGAAGGUAUGAAGUAAAAGUUCGUUUUGCAGCCUGUUGGUGACUAUUCUUGCUUGUGGAGAAAAGUAGAAACGAUGAUUAGCAUCAGGCUUUCACGUCUGGUGGAUUUUGCUUUGCGAAACAGCCCCGUCUUCAGGGGGGCGGAUUUGGGCUGUGCUGCUCCGUCUCCUUGCAUUUUGAGUUUUAGUGGUUUGCCUUCAUUCUCCAUUUUUGACCUAAUUAUUUUCUCACUACUCCUUCCAAAUACUCUGUUGGCCACAGAGCAUUGGGGAAUGGGUGGUUUUCUUUGCAGUUGGUGUGAAUUGGGGUAUGAACUUCUCCAUUCUUCUCGUCCCUGUAGGACUCAAUGUGGGACUAGCUGGUGUCACUCCACUUUGACCUAAAAAUUCCCUUCUGUUUGGGAGGCAGAGCUCAUUCUUGGAAAGUUCUUCCGUGUCCCAAUGUAGAAGAGCAGAUCGGACAUCUCGAAAGGUGAGGGUCACCUUUGAGAAAGGGGUUCCCGGACUCCCCCGGCUCCUCACCUCCAGGAUGAGCACUGCGGUAUCGUGACCCUUGGGGUUUCGUGUGCCCUGGAGAUGCGAGAUUUUCCUUUGGCAGCAGGAGGCACACACCCAGAGGAUGCCGGAGCUGCAAGGGGAAAGGACCCACUUCCACAGCAGAGAAAAGCAAAGAGGAAAAAGGCAUACAGGUGGCCAGCGCUGAGGGCCGCGCCCAGCAAGCCGCCGGCCGCCGCCACUGCCCUCAGCAGCUGUCUGUGCUGCAGCCCGAGAGGAACUCGGUGAGCCCAUCCCUGUUUGUGACUGCACGCUCAGGAUUUCAAUCAAUGCAUUCCAGUAACCCCAAAGUGAGGAACUCUCCAUCAGGAAACACACAGAGUAGCCCUAAGUCAAAGCAGGAGGUGAUGGUCCGUCCCCCUACAGUGAUGUCCCCAUCUGGAAACCCCCAGCUGGAUUCCAAAUUCUCCAAUCAGGGUAAACAGGGGGGCUCAGCCAGCCAAUCCCAGCCAUCCCCCUGUGACUCCAAGAGUGGGGGCCAUACCCCUAAAGCACCCCCUGGCCCAGGUGGGAGCAUGGGGCUGAAGAAUGGGGCUGGAAAUGGUGCCAAGGGCAAGGGGAAAAGGGAGCGAAGUAUUUCCGCCGACUCCUUUGAUCAGAGAGAUCCUGGGACUCCAAACGAUGACUCUGACAUUAAAGAAUGUAAUUCUGCUGACCACAUAAAGUCCCAGGAUUCCCAGCACACGCCACACUCGAUGACCCCGUCAAAUGCUACGGCCCCCAGGUCUUCCACCCCCUCCCAUGGCCAGACUACUGCCCCAGAGCCCACACCUGCUCAGAAGACUCCCGCCAAAGUGGUGUAUGUGUUUUCUACUGAGAUGGCCAAUAAAGCUGCGGAAGCUGUGUUGAAGGGCCAGGUUGAAACUAUCGUCACUUUCCACAUCCAGAACAUCUCUAACAGCAAGACAGAGCGAAGCACAGCCCCUCUGGUAGGCCAUUCUGGAAGUGGAGUGUGGUUUAAAGGCUCUACAGCAGCUGUACAGAACACACAGAUAUCUGCCCUUCGGAAUGAUCCGAAACCCCUCCCACCACAGCCCCCAGCUCCGGCCAGCCAGGACCAGAAUUCUUCCCAGAAUACCAGGCUGCAGCCGACCCCGCCCACUCCGGCACCAGCACCCAAGCCUGCUGCACCCCCGCGUCCUCUGGACCGGGACAGUCCUGGUGUAGAAAACAAACUGAUCCCUCCUGGGGGCAGCCCCGCCAGCUCCACGCCACUGCCCCCAGAUGGUACCGGGCCGAACUCGACACCCAAUAACCGAGCGGUGACCCCUGUCUCCCAGGGGAGCAGUAGCUCUUCAGCAGAUCCCAAAGCCGCCCCACCUCCACCAGCGUCCAGUGGCGAGCCCCCCGCGCUGGGAGAGAACCCCGAUGGCCUGUCUCAGGAGCAGCUGGAGCACCGGGAGCGCUCCUUACAAACGCUCCGAGAUAUUCAACGGAUGCUUUUCCCCGACGAGAAAGAAUUCACAGGAGGACAAAGUGGGGGACCCCAGCAGAACACUGGGGUAUUAGAUGGACCUCAGAAAAAACCAGAAGGGCCGAUACAGGCCAUGAUGGCUCAAUCCCAAAGCCUAGGGAAGGGACCUGGGCCCCGGACAGAUGUGGGAGCUCCAUUUGGCCCUCAAGGACAUAGAGAUGUGCCCUUUUCUCCGGAUGAAAUGGUUCCACCUUCCAUGAACUCCCAGUCUGGGCCCAUGGGACCUGACCACCUGGACCACAUGACCCCCGAGCAGAUAGCUUGGCUGAAGCUGCAGCAGGAGUUUUACGAGGAGAAAAGGAGGAAGCAGGAGCACGCUGUCGUGCAGCAGUGCUCCCUCCAGGACAUGAUGGUCCAUCAGCAUGGGCCUCGGGGCGUGGGCCGAGGGCCUCCCCCUCCAUACCAGAUGGCCCCCGGUGAAGGCUGGGGGCCGGGGGGUGCAGAGCCCUUUGCUGAUGGGAUCAGCAUGCCUCAUUCUCUGCCCCCGAGGGGCAUGGCUCCCCACCCCAACAUGGCAGGGAGCCAGAUGCGCCUCCCUGGGUUUGCGGGAAUGAUCAACUCUGAAAUGGAGGGACCGAACGUCCCCAACCCAGCAUCGAGACCGGGUCUUUCUGGAGUCAGUUGGCCAGACGAUGUGCCAAAAAUCGCAGACGGUCGAAACUUCCCACCUGGCCAGGGUGUCUUCAGUGGUCCUGGCCGAGGGGAACGCUUCCCAAACCCCCAAGGAUUGUCCGAAGAGAUGUUUCAACAGCAGCUGGCGGAGAAGCAGCUGGGCCUCCCCCCAGGGAUGAGCAUGGAAAGCAUCAGGCCCAGCAUGGAGAUGAACAGGCUGAUCCCCGGCUCCCAGCGACACAUGGAGCCUGGGAGCAGUCCCAUUUUCCCUCGAAUACCCGUCGAGGGCCCUCUGAGUCCCUCUCGGGGCGACUUUCCGAAAGGAAUGCCCCCGCAGAUGGGCCCUGGUCGGGAACUGGAGUUUGGGAUGGUUCCCGGUGGGAUGAAGGGAGAUGUCAGUCUGAACGUCAACAUGGGAUCCAACCCUCAGAUGAUACCUCAGAAGAUGAGAGAGGCUGGGACGGGCCCUGAGGAGAUGAUGAAGUUACGCCCGGGUGGCACAGACGUGCUGUCUGCUCAGCAGAAGAUGGUGCCCCUGCCGUUUGGGGAGCACCCCCAGCAAGAGUACGGCAUGGGCCCCAGGCCGUUUCUCCCCAUGUCUCAGGGUCCAGGCAGCAACAGUGGCUUGCGGAGUCUCAGAGAACCAGUCGGGCCCGACCAAAGGACUAACAGCCGGCUCAGUCAUAUGCCAGCACUACCUCUCAACCCUUCCAGUAACCCCACUAGCCUCAACACCGCUCCUCCAGUGCAGCGUGGCCUGGGGCGGAAGCCCUUGGAUAUAUCUGCGGCAGGCAGCCAGGGGCACUCCCCAGGCAUCAACCCUCUGAAGUCUCCCACGGUGUGCCAAGUCCAGUCACCAAUGCUGGGCUCACCCUCGGGGAACCUCAAGUCCCCCCAGACUCCAUCGCAGCUGGCAGGCAUGCUGGCGGGCCCGGCUGCUGCUGCGUCCAUUAAGUCCCCCCCUGUCUUGGGAUCUGCUGCUGCUUCGCCUGUUCACCUCAAGUCUCCAUCACUUCCUGCCCCGUCACCUGGAUGGACCUCCUCUCCAAAACCUCCCCUCCAGAGUCCCGGGAUCCCUCCAAACCAUAAAGCACCCCUCACCAUGGCCUCCCCAGCCAUGCUGGGCAGUGUAGAGUCAGGUGGCCCCCCACCUCCUACAGCCAGCCAGUCUGCCUCUGUGAAUAUCCCUGGAAGUCUUCCCUCUAGUACACCUUACACCAUGCCUCCCGAGCCAACCCUUUCCCAGAACCCACUGUCUAUUAUGAUGUCUCGAAUGUCCAAGUUCGCAAUGCCCAGUUCUACCCCUUUAUACCACGACGCCAUCAAGACUGUGGCCAGCUCCGAUGACGACUCCCCUCCAGCUCGCUCUCCCAACUUGCCAUCAAUGAAUAAUAUGCCAGGGAUGGGCAUUAAUACACAGAAUCCUCGAAUUUCAGGUCCAAACCCCGUGGUUCCGAUGCCAACCCUCAGCCCAAUGGGAAUGACCCAGCCGCUCUCUCACUCCAAUCAGAUGCCCUCUCCGAAUGCCAUGGGACCCAACAUACCUCCUCAUGGGGUCCCGAUGGGGCCUGGCUUGAUGUCACACAAUCCUAUCAUGGGGCAUGGGUCCCAGGAGCCUCCGAUGGUACCUCAAGGACGGAUGGGUUUCCCCCAGGGCUUCCCGCCAGUACAGUCUCCUCCACAGCAGGCUCCGUUCCCUCACAACGGCCCCAGUGGGGGGCAGGGCAGCUUCCCAGGAGCUAUGGGUUUCCCAGGAGAAGGCCCCCUUGGCCGCCCCAGCACCCUGCCCCAGAGUUCAGCAGAUGCAGCACUUUGCAAGCCUGGAGGCCCCGGGGGUCCCGACUCCUUCGCCGUCCUGGGGAACAGCAUGCCUUCGGUGUUUACAGACCCAGACCUGCAGGAGGUCAUCCGACCUGGAGCCACCGGAAUCCCGGAGUUUGAUCUGUCUCGCAUUAUUCCAUCUGAGAAGCCUAGCCAGACACUGCAAUAUUUCCCUCGAGGGGAAGUCCCAGGCCGUAAACAGCCCCAGGGGCCUGGGCCUGGGUUUUCGCACAUGCAGGGGAUGAUGGGCGAACAGGCCCCCAGAAUGGGACUAGCAUUACCUGGCAUGGGAGGGCCAGGGCCAGUGGGAACUCCGGACAUCCCUCUUGGCACGGCUCCAUCCAUGCCAGGCCACAACCCAAUGAGACCACCAGCCUUUCUCCAGCAAGGCAUGAUGGGACCUCACCAUCGGAUGAUGUCACCAGCACAAUCUACAAUGCCCGGCCAGCCUACCCUGAUGAGCAAUCCGGCUGCCGCCGUGGGCAUGAUUCCCGGCAAGGAUCGGGGGCCUGCUGGGCUCUACACCCACCCUGGGCCUGUGGGCUCCCCAGGCAUGAUGAUGUCCAUGCAGGGCAUGAUGGGACCCCAACAGAACAUCAUGAUCCCCCCACAGAUGAGGCCCCGGGGCAUGGCCGCUGACGUGGGCAUGGGUGGAUUCAGCCAAGGACCUGGCAACCCAGGAAACAUGAUGUUUUAAGCUGCUAAGAUUGGAUGUGCCGAUCCUUGUCAAGAUGAGAUUCCGGGUCCUGAGAGCUGCCUUGAGGGAGUUCCGGGAGUGCUGUUGGUCAGGCAAUAGGAGAGCAGAGACCCGAGGGCUGCUUUGGGGGAGGGGGGAACUCGAGAAUGUAUGGAUUUACCUGAAAACAAAUGAUUCAUUUAAUCAACAGGUGUGUUUUUUUUAAGAUUUAUUUUUUAAAAAUUAUUUUUGUGGACUUGGGUAUCCCAUGAUGGCACCUACUUUUGGGAAUCUGUAGCCUGUGCUUCGAGAAUUGCCAUCGGUCAUGUGUUGCACCGUUCUCUGUAUGUUUACGUCCUUUGGACUGGCUUCUCCCAGGAUUCUUUUCUGGUUUUGUUUUUGUUUUUUUGUUUUGUUUCUUUUUUUUGUUUUUGUUUGUUUUUUUAUUUGCUUUGGGCUUUAUUUUUUUGUGUACUGUACUAUAUUGUAAAAGGGAUUUUAGCAGAGACUUUAGUCUUUGGGACAAGAGGAGAACAGGAAUGCUGGGCCGUUUACUUUAGGUGGAGAAUCCGUCUUCAGACCUUUGGACUAUUUUCUUUCAACUCCAGUGUAUAGAAAAAAAACCAAACUACGACCUCAGAGCAGAGUAUUAAUGAAAAGCACAAAAAAAAGGAACUAAGUUCAGCGAGGGGUGGGGGGAGGGGGGAGAUUUUUCUUUUCAAAAAUAAUGAAGCUUAGGACGUUUGUUUUUUGGUUCGAGUGCUCUCCGGCACGGUCUGUCUCUUCCAGUCUGCAAACCCACCUUCAUGUUUUUCUCUCAGUUUCCCUCUCCUCCCCGCCCCCCACCCUGCCCUCAUCUCCUUGGUUAAGUGUAUCUCCUUCUCCCAUGCCCCCGCCCCCAACUGGUGACCCCUGCUUUCCUCCUCUUUCCCUUUGGCAGCUGCAAUACACGGUGUUCUUUUGGGGAAGUAAAUCUAAUGAAAGCCUCGCCUUCCAGGCCGAGCGUCGUCCCGGCUCCGCGAGGGAAAGGCCUGUGCUUGGGAUGCUCGGCGGUCUUCUGCUCCCUUUCUCUUCUUCCCCGACACGCCCUUCCCUGCCCACCUUGUUUUCUGUUCUCCUUUUCUUAGGAAUUCCCAAGUGAAUUUUAUCGAUGUGGGAGUGGAACAGAUGCUAAAAGCUAUCCAGGAUUUCGUUUUUGUUUUUGUUUUUAAUUUUGUGGUUCCUCCCCUGCCCUCCCCCUCCCAUGCGUAAAACGUUCUGUGUAACCUCCAUUAAAUUUGGUACAAAACCACUCACCAGAGCUGUGGUGUCAGAAAAAUAAAAUAUAUUGUUUCUUACAAAA
This is a messenger RNA of Lynx canadensis (Canada lynx), 9529 nucleotides long. RefSeq names its product BCL9 transcription coactivator (gene BCL9). The coding region runs from base 3874 to 8208 and encodes 1444 amino acids. Gene Ontology annotation, biological process: canonical Wnt signaling pathway; positive regulation of transcription by RNA polymerase II. The record is from RefSeq and is a predicted model, not a curated record. Lineage: Eukaryota; Metazoa; Chordata; Mammalia; Carnivora; Felidae. Gene Ontology annotation, molecular function: transcription coactivator activity; beta-catenin binding. Gene Ontology annotation, cellular component: beta-catenin-TCF complex. The transcript has 9 exons.